GUUACACUUAAAGAUAUUUGUUAUCAGGUGCGCGCCGCGCGUUUGUUUAUACUAUACGUCCUCUUUCAAUUUCCGUUCUUGGUAUUUGUUAUUAAGUUUCGUUUUAUUGCAGGGAUAACUUAGCGGAAAUGGAAGGAAAACUAGGUUUAAUGCAGAAAAGAGCGAUUGAACGUUUCAUUGGCACCGGGACGAAGGAAUUUAAUCUAUUGUAUAGUUUUACACGUGAUGGGGCGACUGCAACAACAUUUCACCAAAAGUGUGACAACAGAGGUCCAACAGUUACCGUCAUUUACAACACGAAAGGCUCUGUGUACGGUGGUUACAUAGAAAAAAGCUGGGCCUCUGAUACCAGCGAAACCUAUUACAAAGAUGACAGGGCAUUCUUAUUCCGCCUUAUGUCUGAUGACAAGGUCGCCCUGAAUAAAUUUCCUGUGAAAAAUCCAGACAAAGCGUUUUGCUGCAAUGCUACGUAUGGUCCGAUAUUUGGAUCAGGUCAUGAUUUGAAUGUAUUCAACGGAUCUCUGACAGCAGAAGGUACACAAUACACACUCAAUGGAGACACAAAUAUGGGCAGUGCAUAUGACAUGGGUGGACUUUCAACUGACCAAGUCACAGACAGCAUUAAAACUGUACGCGACGUUGAAGUAUAUAGUUUAUCAGAAUCGUCAUUAGCUGGUGUCUGGAGAGAAUCCCCUGGCUGGGACUUUAAGGAUUUAGAAGAUCUGAAACAUUUUGCUGCAGCGUUUGCUCCCCCUUACGGCCUUGAUAUUGAUACGGCAAACAUCCUUAUACUAGGUCCAGUAGGAGCCGGAAAGUCAAGUUUCUUCAAUACUGUUGCCUCCGUUUUUCGCGGCCAUAUAUGUGACCAGGCUGUAUGUGGUAGUGCGGAGAAAAGUGUAACGUCAAAGUAUCGCAUGUACCGUGUACGAAGCUCGCAAAUUGAAAAGCCACUUAAGUUCUGUAUGUGUGAUACGAUGGGUCUAGAAGAAAGCCAAGGGAUAGAUAUACAAGAGCUGACAUAUGUUUUGGAUGGAAAUGUCCCUGAUGGCUACCAGUUUAAUCCAACCACACCAUUUUCCAAUGAUGCACAUGGAUUCAUCAAAUCACCAACGCUCGGACAAAAGAUCCACUGUGUAUGCUUUGUCUUUGAUGGUAACACAGCAACCAUUCUCUCUGAGAAAAUGCUGGAGAAAAUCAAGAGCAUGCAAGCAAAAGUGAGGCAAAAAGGACUACCACAGGCUAUUGUACUCACUAAAAUCGACAACGUUUGUUCCUAUGUUGAGGAAGACGUGAGAAAUGUUUACCAAAGCGAGACUAUCAAGCAGCUGGUCGAUAAAGUGUCUAACAUAUUUGGGGUCCCUCGCAGCUUCAUCCUACCAUUGAAGAAUUAUGAGAAGGAAAUUGACGUCAGGACUGACGUCAGCGUUCUAGCGAUGCAUACAUUGAAGCGGCUACUGUUGUCUACAGAGAAUCAUCUUUUCAACUUCUUAGACCAACUGGACAAGACAAAGAAACAGAAAUCGGUAGACAGCUUGGAUUAAUUACACAGUGGGCCACAUAAAGCGGUGUAUAGAACAAUUAUGUAUGUUUGAGAAGAACUAUAAUGAGGAACUAGAAUGAUUUGUUCAUAUGGUUUAUAAUGCUUUGCCGUUGUUCAUAUUGUAUUUGUGAGUCUCAUGUAUUUGAAUUUAAUUGAAGUGUGUACUUUUGCAAUUUCUUUAACUAAUGCCAAUACCCUAAGUUUUAAGGUUUAAUGUACAUCUGAAAAAAGCAAUGUUACAGUCAGUAUUAAGAUGUUAUAAAGCACUCUUUAAACAGAUUGUGUAAAUUUCGUGGUGUUGUAGUUUUUAGACAAUAUGAUAUAUAAUCAUAAGGAAUGUUUUGAUGUUCCUCGGCCUCAUUUUCCAAUUUAUCUGUCUCUGUUCUUAAUUUUCAUACCUGUCCAAUACUGUCUUGUUCCCUGCCGAUGAAUAACUAAACCUGCAUUCUCUCUAGUUUACUUAAUUGUCGUGGAGAAUAUACAUGUCAACUGUGACUGAUUGUCGUCAUGUAUUCCAACUUCAGCUGUCUUCUUUGUAGGCAUUUAUUUCACAAUUCUUUCUCAUGAACUGCUACCAUAUUUAUCUAUGAUAAUAUUUACUUUAGAUUUUAUAAUAAAUUUUGUAUUUUCUGUUUUUUUGCUGUAUCUGAACACUGCAUCAGCUUCGAUUGACCUCUGGCUGGUUUAAGUUGUAAAGAGCAUUUUGAACAGAAAAAAAAAAUGAUUAUAAGAUAAUCAUGUUUUGAAGGUUGAACAUGUUCAUACAAUAUGAUGUGGAUACAAAUAAAUCAUGUUUCAACAUGUUUUAAAAUGUU
Messenger RNA from Mercenaria mercenaria, 2355 nucleotides. Its product is annotated as interferon-induced protein 44-like. Bases 129 to 1541 code for a protein of 470 amino acids. NCBI's taxonomy places the organism in Eukaryota, Metazoa, Mollusca, Bivalvia, Venerida, Veneridae. The record is from RefSeq and is a predicted model, not a curated record. The transcript has 7 exons.